AUGACAGAAGGGAAACGUUGCUCACAUUCCUCCGCGAGGGCCGACACUAGAACCACAUGUUAUGGAACCGCUGCGCCAAUUGUAACGCGCCUGCUCGACCACGGGUCGGGCACCGUGACCAUCUUGGAGUCGCUCAAGUACUUGCUGGCGACCCCUGAGUGGACCCCCAUUAGGCCCGUGGAGUUCCACUGGUAUGCCGCCGAAGAAGUCGGCCUGAAGGGGUCCAAGGCAAUUGCGGCGGAGUAUGCGAAGGCCGACACAGCCGUGUACGCCCAAUUGCAGCAGGACAUGACGGGUUACGUCCGCCCUGGCACGACCCCCAUCGUGAAUUUGAUCUCCGACUUCACGAACGAGAACCUUAACACCUUCGUGGAGACGCUCGUCACGACAUACUUGGGCCUCCCCGUGACCCACUCACUGUGCAAAUACGGCUGCUCGGACCAUUUCUCGUGGAACGCGACGGGGUACCCCUCGACGUAUCCGUUUGAAACCAAGUUGAAGGACUUGAACCCGUUCUUCCACUCCAAAAAGGACACGAUCGACACCAUCGAUUUCAACCACAUUGCCGAUUUCACCAAGCUCUCGAUUGCGUACGUUGUCGAGCUGACUCAGGGCAGCGCCACGGCAUGCUAA
Aphanomyces astaci is the source of this 633-nucleotide messenger RNA. RefSeq lists its product as hypothetical. The record is from RefSeq and is a predicted model, not a curated record. Gene Ontology annotation, biological process: proteolysis. Gene Ontology annotation, molecular function: metalloexopeptidase activity. The transcript has 2 exons. Bases 1 to 633 code for a protein of 210 amino acids. NCBI's taxonomy places the organism in Eukaryota, Oomycota, Saprolegniomycetes, Saprolegniales, Verrucalvaceae.